AAGGUGCCCCUGUAUAUGCUCUUCUCAUUCGCCGACGGCCUGGACGUGGCGCUGAUGGCGGUGGGGACGGCUGCGGCGGUGGCCAACGGGCUGUCCAUGCCGCUCAUGACCUUCAUCUUUGGCACGCUCGUCAACGCCUUUGGACACGCUGAUGCUGGAGAUGUGGUCCACCGUGUCUCUAAGGUGUCUCUGAAAUUUGUCUACCUGGCUGCUGGAUCAGGGAUAGCUUCCAUCCUUCAGGUGUCGUGUUGGGUGGUAACUGGGGAAAGGCAGGCCGCACGCAUUCGCAGUUUGUACCUGAAAACUAUACUGAGGCAGGAAAUUGCAUUUUUUGACAAGGAAACAACAACAGGCGAAGUGGUUUGGAGAAUGUCUGGGGACACUAUACUCAUUCAAAAUGCCAUUGGUGAAAAGGUUGGGAAGUUCAUGCAACUUAUUUCCACAUUCUUUGGUGGCUUCAUAAUAGCAUUUACAAAAGGAUGGCUUUUAUCCCUCGUCAUGCUGUCCAGUAUUCCUCCCAUCAUCAUUGCAGGUGCAAUUAUGUCAUAUUUGAUAUCAAAAUUGUCGAACCGUGGACAAGCAGCAUAUGCUGAAGCAGGAAGUGUUGUUGAACAGACUGUCGGAUCCAUUAGAACAGUUGUCUCUUUUAAUGGGGAGAAGCAAGCCAUUAGAAUGUACAACAAGCUCAUAAGAACUGCAUACAGAUCAGCUGUUCAAGAAGGAGCAGCAGCUGGCCUGGGAAUGGGUACCGUUCUAAUGAUUCUGUUCUGCAGCUAUGGGUUAGCUAUUUGGUAUGGUUCCAAAUUAAUUAUUGAAGAAGGCUACAGUGGAGGAGUGGUGGUCACCGUUAUGUUAGCAAUCAUGACUGGUGGAAUGUGUUUAGGUCAGGCAUCCCCAUCUGUAAAUGCUUUUGCGGCCGGGCAAGCUGCAGGAUAUAAGAUGUUUGAGGCAAUCAAAAGGAAACCAGAGAUCGAUGCCUACGACAUGAGUGGGAUUAUGUUGGAAGACAUCCGGGGUGACAUUGAACUGAAAGAUGUAUACUUCAGCUACCCAACGAGGCCUGACCAUUUAAUAUUUGAUGGGUUCUCACUAUAUGUUCCAAGCAGCACAACUAUGGCCAUAGUUGGAGAGAGUGGGAGUGGGAAGUCGACUGUGAUUAGUCUAGUUGAGAGAUUCUAUGAUCCUCAAGCUGGUGAAGUGCUUAUAGAUGGGAUCAACCUGAAGAAACUGAGGCUUAGAUGGAUUAGAGGAAAAAUCGGACUUGUUAGCCAAGAGCCUGUUUUAUUCACAACAACUAUCAGAGAGAACAUCAUGUAUGGUAAAGAAAAUGCAACACUUGAAGAGAUCAACAGAGCAUCCGAGCUUGCUAAUGCAGCAAAUUUCAUUGACAAGAUGCCCAAUGGGCUUGACACAAUGGUUGGUGAGCAUGGAACUCAACUCUCUGGGGGACAAAAGCAAAGAAUUGCGAUUGCACGGGCAAUCUUGAAGGAUCCUAAGAUCUUACUUCUUGAUGAAGCAACGAGUGCAUUGGAUGCAGAGUCUGAGCGAAUAGUUCAAGGAGCACUGAAUAGGAUCAUGUUAGAGAGGACCACCAUUAUUGUUGCCCAUCGUCUGAGCACUGUAAGGAAUGCUGAUACUAUAUCAGUUGUGCAUGGGGGAAAAAUUGUAGAACAAGGUUCGCAUGCAGAUUUGAUCACGUACCCUGAUGGGGCUUACUCUCAACUCAUACAUCUGCAAGAGAUUCACCAAGAAGCAGAAGCACCUUCAAGGGAAUUAGAAAGGCUGGGUUCAAGUAUUAGUGCUACAAAAUCUAUGAGGAAAUCUGAAAGCCAGAGACUAUCUUUAAAGAGAUCGAUGAGUUUAGGUUCCUCAUCGAGGAGAAGCAGUAGGCAUUCUUUCACCAUUGCAUUUGGUUUGCCUGGCUCCUUAGAUAUCCAGGAUAGUGACUCUUUAGGAGAUGGAACCACGGAAAGAGAGCUUGGUGAUAGUGAGGUUCGCAGGCAAGUCCCUCUCAAACGGCUUAUUUAUCUCAACAAGCCAGAGAUGCCAGUUCUUCUAUUAGGAUCCAUUGCCUCAGCAGUGCAAGGAGUCAUUUUCCCAGUGUUUGGUCUCUUGAUUUCAAGUGCGAUCAAAAUUUUCUAUGAACCACCACAUGAACUGCGAAAAGAUUCCAGAUUCUGGACACUCAUGUUUGUAGUCCUGGGCAUUAUUUCUCUGAUAAUAGUGCCCAUACAAUAUUUCUUGUUUGGAAUAGCAGGUGGGAAGCUAGUUGAACGCGUCCGUUCCUUGUCAUUUGAGCAGGUUGUACACCAGGAAAUCAGCUGGUUUGAUGAACCUCCAAAUUCCAGUGGGGCAAUCGGUGCACGGCUAUCUGCAGAUGCUUCAACUGUUCGAAGUCUUGUAGGGGACAACUUGGCAUUACUGGUUCAGAACUCAUCGACUGUUAUUACAGGAUUCAUCAUAGCAUUGGUUGCAAACUGGAAGUUAACCCUCGUGAUUAUAUUGGUCAUACCUUUGGUGGGUCUCCAAGCAUACGCUCAGAUAAAGUUUCUGAAGGGCUUCAGUGCAGAUGCUAAGGUGAUGUAUGAAGAAGCAAGUCAAGUAGCAAGUGAUGCAGUUGGUAGUAUUCGAACCGUAGCAUCCUUUUGUGCGGAAGAGAGGGUGAUGGAUACAUACAGAAGGAAAUGUGCUGCUCCCAUCAGACAAGGAAUCCGGCAAGGAAUUAUCAGUGGUCUGGGCUAUGGCUUCUCAUUUGUGAUGCUAUAUUGUACGUAUGCCCUCUGUUUCUACGUUGGAGCUCGGUUUGUGCAUGAUGGAAAGGCCACUUUUAACGAAGUUUUUAGGGUUUUCUUUGCCUUAACCAUGGCAACCAUCGGAGUUUCACAGACGAGUGCAUUAGGUACAGAUUCCACCAAGGCAAAGGAUUCAGCUGCUUCAAUUUUUGCUAUUCUUGAUAGGACAUCCAAGAUCGAUUCUAGCAGCGAUGAAGGAAUGGUCUUGGCAGAUGUGAGGGGUAACAUCGAGUUCCAGCAUGUGAUCUUCAGGUACCCAUCCCGUCCUGAUGUUCAAAUCUUCAGCGACUUGUGCUUGAGCAUUCCCUCUGGAAAGACCGUUGCAUUAGUUGGAGAGAGUGGAAGUGGAAAGUCCACUGUAAUUGCGCUGCUGGAGAGAUUCUACGACCCUGAUUCCGGCAGAGUCUUGUUGGAUGGAGCGGACAUUCAGAGGUUCAGGGUCAGCUGGCUCAGGCAACAGAUGGGAUUGGUGAGCCAAGAGCCUGCACUGUUCCAUGAUACAAUCAGAGCCAACAUAGCAUAUGGGAAGCAAGAGGAGGCCUCCGAAGAAGAGAUUGUUGCAGCUGCCGAUGCAGCCAAUGCACAUCAGUUUGUAUCUGGGUUGCCUCAAGGAUACAACACAUCCGUCGGAGAGAAAGGUGUGCAAUUGUCGGGCGGGCAGAAGCAGCGAGUGGCCAUUGCAAGAGCCAUCAUCAAGAACCCAAAGAUACUUCUACUAGACGAGGCAACCAGUGCUUUGGAUGCAGAGUCUGAGCAUGCGGUUCAAGAAGCAUUGGACCGAGUGAUGAUCAGUAGAUCGACCAUUGUUGUGGCUCACCGCCUUUCGACAAUAAAAGGAGCUGAUAUGAUUGCAGUUCUGAAGAACGGUGUGAUCGUUGAGAAAGGAAGGCAUGAAGCAUUGAUGGAGCUGGAAAAUGGAGUUUAUGCUUCGCUGUUGGCACUUCACAUGAACGCAGCGUGAAGUUGUGUUGUACAUUGCUCUGGAUCGGUAGAUGUUCCUGGGCGCUAUCACCAAAAG
Molecule: messenger RNA, 3810 nt
Organism: Elaeis guineensis (African oil palm)
Lineage: Eukaryota; Viridiplantae; Streptophyta; Magnoliopsida; Arecales; Arecaceae
Product: ABC transporter B family member 11-like
Biological process (GO): transmembrane transport
Cellular component (GO): plasma membrane
Molecular function (GO): ABC-type transporter activity; ATP binding; ATP hydrolysis activity
Source: RefSeq, a predicted model, not a curated record